AUGUCAGAGAUCACCCACCCCACUAUCAAGGAUGGCUGGUUCCGCGAAAUCUCCGAGAUGUGGCCCGGACAGGCAAUGACUCUCAAGGUCAAGAACGUCCUUCACCACGAGAAGAGCAAAUAUCAAGAUGUUUUAAUCUUCGAAUCUACCGACUAUGGCACCGUCUUGGUCCUCGACAACGUCAUCCAAUGCACUGAGCGCGAUGAGUUCUCAUACCAGGAGAUGAUCACCCACUUGGCUAUGAACUCCCACCCAAACCCAAAGAAGGUCUUGGUCAUUGGCGGAGGAGAUGGAGGUGUCUUGCGUGAGGUUGUCAAGCAUGACUGUGUGGAGGAAGCCAUUCUCUGCGACAUCGAUGAGGCUGUCAUCCGUCUUUCCAAGAAAUAUCUCCCUGGAAUGGCUAUCAGCUAUCAACAUCCUAAAGUCAAGACUCACAUCGGUGAUGGAUUCAAGUUUUUGGAUGAUUACAAGAACGAAUUUGAUGUGAUCAUCACCGAUUCUUCUGACCCAGAGGGACCCGCUGAGAGCUUGUUCCAAAAGCCAUACUUUGAGUUGCUAUUUGGUGCUCUUAAGGAGGGUGGCGUUAUUACCACACAAGCCGAGAACCAAUGGCUCCACCUCCCAUUGAUCACCAAGCUCAAGAAGGACUGCAAGGAAGUUUUUCCUAACGUCGAAUACGCUUAUACCACCAUUCCUACCUACCCAUCUGGCCAAAUUGGAUUCAUGGUCUGCUGCAAGGACGCCAACCGCGAUCUCAGCAAGCCACUCCGCAAAUGGUCCCCAGAAGAGGAAGAGAAGUUGUGCCGUUACUACAACGCUGCUAUCCACGAGGCCAGCUUUGUUUUGCCAACUUUCGCCCGUGCUGCCUUGAAGUAA
Messenger RNA from Botrytis sinoallii, 876 nucleotides. RefSeq lists its product as uncharacterized. The record is from RefSeq and is a predicted model, not a curated record. Gene Ontology annotation, cellular component: cytosol. The coding region runs from base 1 to 876 and encodes 291 amino acids. Gene Ontology annotation, molecular function: spermidine synthase activity. Gene Ontology annotation, biological process: spermidine biosynthetic process. The transcript is spliced from 4 exons. Lineage: Eukaryota; Fungi; Ascomycota; Leotiomycetes; Helotiales; Sclerotiniaceae.